Molecule: messenger RNA, 2057 nt
Organism: Spinacia oleracea (spinach)
Lineage: Eukaryota; Viridiplantae; Streptophyta; Magnoliopsida; Caryophyllales; Amaranthaceae
Product: jasmonoyl--L-amino acid synthetase JAR6
Exons: 5
Coding region: 206-1927 (573 amino acids)
Cellular component (GO): cytoplasm
Molecular function (GO): acid-amino acid ligase activity
Source: RefSeq, a predicted model, not a curated record
AAAUUGAUCCUCUUUGAGGGUUCAGAAAAUACAUACACAGAACACUUGUUCUUCUUAUCUCUAAAAAUAGUUGUUGACUGAUCCGAGCAUAUGUGAGUAUCACAUCUAACUUGAGCGCACGAUUCAGAAGUUCGAUUGAUCGUUCGAGCAACUUUUUUUUUUACGUCACAUCAUAUACAUUGUGUAGGAAAAAGGUUGACUAAAGAUGGCAGAAAAAUUUGACUAUGAGAAAGUGAUCAAAGAGUUUGAAGAACUAACCAAGAAUGCAGGAGAAGUUCAGGAAGAAACAUUGAGGAAGAUCCUAGCAGAAAAUGGCGAAACCGAGUAUUUAAGAAAUGUAGGCUUAAAUGGAAGAACAGACUCAAACAGUUUUAAGCAAUGUGUUCCUUUGGCCACUCACAAGGAUUUUGAACCUUAUAUUCAAAGGAUGAUGGAUGGCGAUACUUCUCCUAUUCUUACUUCUCAACCUAUUCCCGCAUUUUCUUUAACUUCUGGAACAACUCAAGGGAAUCGCAAGUUUAUACCUUUUAAUGAUGCACUCUUUGAUACUACCAUACAAAUCUAUCGUACUUCUUUUGCGUACAAGACCAGAGAAUUUGGUAUCAAAAAUGGAAAAGCAUUAACUUUCCUUUACAUUAGCAAAGAUUUCAUGACUAAAGGAGGUCUAAUUGGUGGAACUGUAUCAACACAUCUUUUACGCCACCCGAAAUAUAAAGAUUUAAUGAAAGAAAUACAAUCCGAAAGUUGCAGCCCUGUUGAAGUAUUUUCAGGUUCUGAUUUUCAUGAAUCUUUAUACUGCCAUCUUCUCUGUGGCUUAUUGCACUACAAUGAAGUCCAAACAAUUUCCUCAACAUUUGGUCAUAGUCUCGUACAAGCAUUCCAAACCUUUGAACAAAUCUGGGAAGAUCUUUGCUCUGAUAUCCGAUCUGGAAUCUUGAAUAACAGAGUUUCAGACCCAUCUACUCGUGUUGCUAUGUCCAAACUUCUUAAUCCUAACCCUGAAUUGGCUGACAUGAUUUAUGAGAAAUGCUCGAGUUUAAUAAGCCAUAAAUGGUAUGGUCUUAUACCAGAGAUUUUCCCAAAUGUUAAGUAUGUUCAUGGGAUAAUGACGGGUUCUAUGGAGCCUUAUGUGAAACAAUUAAGGAAGUAUGCUGGGUUGGUGCGUUUGGUUUGUGGUGAUUAUGGGGCUUCUGAAGGAUGGAUUGCUGUAAAUGCCAACCCAAGAUCACCUCCUGAAUUUGCCACCUUUGCUGUGAUUCCGAACAUAGGAUACUUCGAGUUUAUUCCUUUGAAGGAGAAUAGGAAUGGAGGAACUGAACCAAAACCUGUUGGACUUGCUGAUGUUAAACUUGGGGAAGAAUAUGAAAUUGUUGUCACCAAUUUUGCAGGCUUAUAUCGUUACAAGCUUGGGGAUUCAGUAAAGGUAAUGGGGUUCCUCAACUCCACUCCAAAUCUGAAAUUCUUAUGCCGUCAAAACGUUAUGUUGAGCAUCAACGUCGACAAGAACACCGAGAAAGAUCUACAGAUCGCAGUAGAAGAAGCAAGCAAGCUAUUGGUAGGAGAAAAGGUUGAGCUAAUUGAUUUCACCAGCCAUGUAGAUGUAUCCAAAGAGUUAGGUAAUUACGUUAUAUAUUGGGAGCUAAGUGGUGAAACUGAUGAAAAUGUUUUGAAAGAGUGUUGCAAUUGUUUGGACCGAUCUUUUGCUGAUCCUGGAUAUGUUAGUUCGCGUAAGUUGGGGACGAUUGGACCUCUUGAGCUUCGGAUGGUUAAUAAGGGUACUUUCGGUAAGAUAAUGUUGCAUUGCUUGAGUAUGGGAAAUACUCCUAACCAGUUUAAGACACCUAGAUGUGUUGGGUCUAUUAAUAAGCCACUCUUGCUAAUUUUGGGUGAUAAUAUAGUUAAGGGUUAUAUUAGUACUGCGUAUUAGUACUAAAUCAGAGUUAUAUAAAUGUUGUAUCAUCGGAUGUUAGUCUUCGGUUAAUUUGUUAUGGAUUCUGAUUUUAAAGUAUUUGUAUUAGCGUAAUUUUAAUAGUGAGUUACAAGAUGUUGUAGUUAAA